AUGGCUGCCAACAGCUUGUCAGCUCGCUUGCAAUUGCCUGUUACAAAAGGAGAUAUACAGUUUCAGAAAGAACUGCCAGAGAAUUUUGAUUUGGAAUGCCCAGUGUGUUUUGAGAUAUUGAUACAAGAGCCCUACCUUUCCGAGUGCUGUGGUAGACACUUCUGUGGAAACUGCUCAAUGAAACUCAGGCCACUAUGGACUGGCAAAUCCUCCAAAAGAAAUAAGUCCUACUCCUGCCCAAUAUGCAAAUCAAUGGGUACCAGAUUUAAUCUAGUGAGGGACAAGAGUCACGACCGUAUACUUGGAGCUCAAGUUAUAUACUGCACAAAUAAGGCUACCAUAAUUAACGAUGAUGACAGUGACAGUGUACCAGGCUGCAAUUGGGAAGGAGAGUUAAGAGACCUGGUGCAACAUCUUGACAAGGACUGCCCUUAUGUGGACGUGACGUGUCCUCACCUUGGAUGUGGGGUUAAAGUGUGUCGUUCUGAUCUUACUAAGCACACUACUGAGGAUUGCAUUGAACGACCUUAUGAUUGCAAAUACUGUGGGCUUAAAGGAACAUUUAACUAUAUUCAUAAUAUGCAUCACUCUGUAUGCCACCUGUAUCCUAUUCGUUGUCCUCUAUACUGUGACACACCAAAUUUCCCUCGCUCUCAAGUUAAUCAUCAUUUAGAGCGUGACUGCCCAUUGUCACCAGUCAAUUGCAUAUACAAGCCAUUAGGGUGCAGUGAAAAGCCAAAGAGAAACAAAUUAGAGACACAUCUCUCUACCCCUCAUCACGGUAUACUAGUUACUGCUUACCAAAGGAUUACCGAUAACUUAAAGAGAUCUCAAGAUGAGUUUAGAGAAAGUUUAGGAUCAUUAGAGAAGAAAUACAACUCUUUGAAAUCUGGACACGAUUCCUUGAAUUUUAUGCAUGAAGAUUUAAAAAGGAGUCAUGCACAAUUAGAGAAAAAUUUUAAAAGGUUGAGUUCUGAUCAUAAGAUACUUUAUAGGAAAUUUAAGAUACUGAAUAGAAUAGUGUAUGUUGUGAUAUUUGUGAUUCUCAUUGCAUUUCUUGGAUUUGUUUUUAUUGCAUGGUUUUAUUGA
Amphimedon queenslandica is the source of this 1089-nucleotide messenger RNA. RefSeq names its product TNF receptor-associated factor family protein DDB_G0272340-like. The record is from RefSeq and is a predicted model, not a curated record. Gene Ontology annotation, molecular function: zinc ion binding. The coding region runs from base 1 to 1089 and encodes 362 amino acids. The transcript has a single exon. NCBI's taxonomy places the organism in Eukaryota, Metazoa, Porifera, Demospongiae, Haplosclerida, Niphatidae.